Molecule: messenger RNA, 3821 nt
Organism: Manduca sexta (tobacco hornworm)
Lineage: Eukaryota; Metazoa; Arthropoda; Insecta; Lepidoptera; Sphingidae
Gene: mi
Exons: 7
Coding region: 202-3054 (950 amino acids)
Source: RefSeq, a predicted model, not a curated record
UGGCGUCCGUGGAGUGAUCCGUCACAAAUGGCGGCGACAUUCGCAAUGGUUCGUCGCGCGCGCGUUUUUUGUGUCGUAGUUCAAUAGGAAGACUUUUAGUGUAAUAGUAAAUUUAUAAUUAGAAAAUUCAAGUCCCUAAAAAUUUGUGUAUAUGCAAAGACAGUGUUUAAAUCAUAAAUCAUACUGUAAAAUGUAGCUCUAAUGGAAUCCCUCGAAGACACGAAUUGUUAUUCUCUGAGUGAUAAUUUUUCACUAUAUGAGCGUUACAUGAGAAGCUUUAAUGUGGUGGACCACCUCGUAGAUGGUGCAAACAACCGUGAAGCUUGUGAACCGUCGUCUAGCGAUUCACAACAAAGCUCAGUGAGCCGAGGUAAUAUUGAUUUGACCGUGGCUCCAGUUGACGUAAUAAAUAAACAUUGCGAAACAGCUGAGACCGAAUGCAAUCUUAUUCAUUUAGCCACAUAUGACAACACUGUUGAGAAAAACUUUAACUUGGACACAGAUUUAGUUGCUAAAACAGAUUCUCCGUGUAACUUGUCGUCGCAUGAAAAUUCAUCGACGACUAUUGACCGCAGCCUCUUGCAGGACAAAUCUAACCACACCGACGUGCAUGUGUCGUCUGAGGAGUCGAAAGCGGAGACGUGUACACAGCCCGUGUUCAUAACCUCCACUAUGGAGAACAGUAACAACGCGGUGGACAGCGUGCCCCUGUUUCGUGACGUGCGACCCUCGGAGAGCGUGUUCAAGCUGCCCACGAGCGAGUUGUCUUUUAACGGUACCAUAAAACACGUGAAAAAGUUGAAACCUAUCGUAGAUCCGAUAACUGCGUUGAGUUGCAGUAACCGACUCGUCGCGUUGGAGGACAAGUCGGCAGAAACAUCGGCGAGCAGCUCCGAAAGUGAGGAGAUUAAAUGUGAUCAGAAAACUAUCGACAUAUCAAAUGAUACAAAUACAUAUAGUAGGACAGAACAGACUUCAGAGAGUACAGGUGACUCUCAGUAUGACGAAUUUAGUAGUAAAAAGAAUUUCGCCGCGGCUAACGAUGAGGGAUCGUCAAAGUGGAACUUUGACCAUAGUUACUCUUCACUUGAAGGAUCCUUUGACAGUGGAGUGAGGUCCCCUGACAUGUUUUCUGAUGAGGAAGACGAUGAGGAGGUUCAGGCUCCUGAGUCUGAACCUUUUUGGAGUUUCCUCAAAGACUAUGAAGCUUAUGACAAGAGGAAAGUGAAAAAGAUGGAGGAAAUCCUACAAGGAGUGUUACCACCACCAUCUGUCACAAUUCUUCGCACUGAUAUCGUAGAGAUGCUAAAGAAAUAUUACUGUUAUCUACCCUUAUUCAAUGACAGCGAAAAAGUCAACACACCAGAAGUAAACUCAACCACACCAAAAAAGAUGGUAUCCUUUGUUGAAAUACCAGAGCAGUUGGCUUUGCCCAAAAUGCUUAGUGACAUAGAAGCUUCAAAGGGUUCUUCUAGCGAAAUAAUGGUAAAGCACGAAGAGAACUUGACAUUGAACACUAGUAGUGACUUGAAUGUAAGUGACAAAAGUGUAGAGAUAAAAUUGGGCACUGAGAUGGAAGCUGCGGAGACAGCAUGGCCAGAAGUGUUGAAGUGCAGAUAUUAUGAUGUAUAUUACAAUGUAACCAAAUACUCUGAAAGAUUCGAGCUACUGGCUUUGAGAUACGGUGAGAGAUAUGUCGGUGCCGAAACUGACACGAGUGUGAACAUACACUCCGGCGGUCUACAGUCUCCAAGCAGCGCUAGCAAACGGAAAGCAUUGCGUUUGAAAAUGGCCCAAGCGAAGUCUCCCGGGCGUCGGCUCUCGCACUUGGCACGCAGGCGGCAAGCCUUCUGUAGCGCCGCCACCAUCAACGAGAAGGCUCAGACCUCGGCACCCAAAAUGGUCUUGAUUGAUAAAAAAAAACUGAUAAAUUCCGCCGAAAGGAAAAGUCCGCGAUACAAACGCACUCCAGGGAAGAAAACGCCACGAAGAACCCCGGGGAAGAAAACUCCGGCAAAGACACCCACAACGCGCAGCGGCGGCUCCAGUAAAAAGAAGGCUAUGAGACGACUAUUACUGGACUCCGAGACGCUAUCAAGAACUCAACCAACCCGAGAAACAUUAAAAAGAGCUCUCUUCAUAAGUCCAGAAAAUAAGAAGAUACCGCAGUCUUCGUGUUCUUCGGUGCCAGUACAAGCAAUGAAGUCCAGACGGGCUUUAUUCGGGUCGCCUAUUAGGACGGAGGAAACCAAAAGUUUGGACGGCACUCAAAGCGACCACUUUUUGAAACGCAAGUUGGACGCUUUGGAUGAACAGCCGGAGAGCAGCAGGAGUAAGAUAGCAAAGAGUCUGUCGUUCGGAGGAGAUACGAUCAGCAACGCACAUUCGAUAGGGUUCAGCCGCCGCUCGUCUGAGGUGUUCACUGCUAGGAACACGACGGAGCUGAAUGAAACACAUAAGAAGAAGCUGCUGUGGGCGGUGUCGGAGGCGCUGCGCGUGCACGGCUGGCGCAUGUCGUCGGCGGGGUUCCGCGAGAAGGCGUCGGCCCUGGCGCGCCUCACGCGCCGCCUGCUCGCGCUGCCGCCGCACGCCGCGCGCCUCGCCGCGCCCAGCCUCUCCACCUCCGACACCAUGCUCAAGCUUGCCCGUCAAUACGUGUUCGCGAUCAUCCAGGGCCGCUCAGUAGAAGACUGUUUCCAAGAAGAGCAGAUGAAGUUAGCUAAUGAAGCCAACGGUAAGGUGACGGGCUACAUCUCCGCCACCGCGUACCAACAAAGAGCCCGCCAAGUCUCCAGUACUUUCACGUCACAAAUAAAAGAGAACUACGACCUAUCCAUAAAACAGGACCCGCCUAAAAGCGCUUCAAAAAAUGUCCUCCAAGAUAAACUAGUUAAUAUAGACACUAACUCCAAUAGCAGUAGCGGACUUAGUUUAUUCGAUAAAUCUGGAGUUGGUCUCUUCAAGUCCAACUCCAUGCCCUCCUUCGAAGAAGCCGCAAAGAUGCGCGCUCGAAGGCAAAUCAGUUUUGACAAUAUUGACUUGCCUAAAAGGUGAAAUGUGUUUGUUGUGUCCUUUAUUUGAAUUUGUAAAGAGAUGGAUAUUUGCAAUUUUUUUUUUGUAAUAACGUUAAUUUUGUAAAUAUUAUUUAUUGUUUUAAGUUAUCAUAAGACAAGUAGUGUUUCAUUUAUAUUUGACUGAUUUACACCCGUUUUCAAUAAACGAUCUCAAUCUUCAAUCCGAUUCCGAGAAUGAACCAAUCAUAAUUCAUUUGUAAGCAUGUCAAAACAAUGUUCGUUCUGUUUGGUCCAUUUUUAGAUAGAUCGAAAAAAGCUAUUGGGAUUGUUUAUUGAAAACAGCGGUUAGGCGCUGGCAUAUUCGCUUUAAUUAUGGACGGGUCUAUUGAAGCCGAAGUAUGUAAACGUAUUUGUUUCUCAAUGUAGCCAUAUAAGAGCUUCCUUUUAACUUGUCUUUGCGAGUCCUUACGUAUAACUUGUGUGUUAGUAUGAAUUUUAUUUAUGAGGAAAAAUCCCACUUUAUAGUUACUUGACAUACAGUCGUGGCGCUGCGCGUGCGGCUUGACAUUAAAUACUGGGAACUGGAUAGAGUUUAAUUAUAAUUAUCGAAUAUUUUUCCUUGCUAACUUUAGUUUUGCCUGAAUUUUCUGAUACAUAGCCGACAUUUUGUUAUGAAAAAUAGUUAUCGAACACAACGCUAUAUUAGUAACGUGUUUAAUUUGUUUAAGUGUGAAUUUGCUUACGCAUAUAUUACUAUUGCUGAGCCCGAUCUCAGAUACCGAUAAGAAAUAAAUUAUUUUUCAUCGA